AUGCCUGGCAUGGUGUUGUGGGUGCCUGGUGUAGGGUUGGGUGGGGGUGUCUGGCGUGGGGUUGGGGGUGUCGGGGAUGGGAGCCCCGUGGAGGCUGAGCAGUCCCCUGCUCUGUCUCCAGGCACUGGCGAGAGUGGGAAGAGCACCUUCAUUAAGCAGAUGCGGAUCAUCCAUGGCGCUGGCUACUCGGAGGAGGAGCGCAAGGGCUUCCGGGCCCUGGUCUACCAGAACAUCUUCGUGUCCAUGCGGACCAUGAUUGAGGCCAUGGAGCGGCUGCAGAUCCCCUUCAGCAGGCCCGAGAGCAAGCACCACGCCAGCCUGGUCAUGAGCCAGGACCCCUAUAAAGUGACCACCUUUGAGAAGCGCUACGCCGUGGCCGUGCAGUGGCUGUGGAGGGACGCCGGCAUCCGGGCCUGCUAUGAGCGCCGGCGGGAGUUCCACCUGCUGGAUUCAGCCGUGUACUACCUGUCCCACCUGGAGCGCAUCACGGAGGAGGGCUAUGUCCCCACUGCUCAGGACGUACUCCGCAGCCGCAUGCCCACCACUGGCAUCAAUGAAUACUGCUUCUCCGUGCAGAAAACCAACCUACGGAUCGUGGACGUCGGAGGCCAGAAGUCAGAGCGUAAGAAAUGGAUCCAUUGUUUUGAGAACGUGAUCGCCCUCAUCUACCUGGCCUCGCUGAGUGAAUACGACCAGUGCCUGGAGGAGAACAACCAGGAGGUGUGUGCCACUGCCUCCUUCACCCUUCCCACUUGUUGACCCGGGGACCCUCAUCCCAGCAGGAAGCUCUAAUGCAGAAAGCGAGAUGUCCCUGCUUUCCAAUGAGCCUGUGUGCCCAGCACGGCUUUGAACUUGACCUUUCAUCCUUUUGUGUCAAAUUGCAGCAAGACACAGACCCACAGCAUUUGUCUGGCCAGGACCCCAGACACACACACACAUGCACUACACACACAUGAACACACACACACAAUGCACACACACGCACAUGCACUAUACAUGUACAUAAACACACACUCAUGGGUGUAAUACAUGCACAUGCGCACACACACGUGCACAUGUACACAAGCACUGUACAAUAUAUGCAUGUGAA
Messenger RNA from Sapajus apella (tufted capuchin), 1090 nucleotides. Its product is annotated as guanine nucleotide-binding protein subunit alpha-15-like. The transcript is spliced from 4 exons. Gene Ontology annotation, molecular function: GTPase activity; guanyl nucleotide binding; G protein-coupled receptor binding. The record is from RefSeq and is a predicted model, not a curated record. The coding region runs from base 1 to 759 and encodes 252 amino acids. Gene Ontology annotation, cellular component: heterotrimeric G-protein complex. Lineage: Eukaryota; Metazoa; Chordata; Mammalia; Primates; Cebidae. Gene Ontology annotation, biological process: adenylate cyclase-modulating G protein-coupled receptor signaling pathway; action potential; phospholipase C-activating dopamine receptor signaling pathway.